Molecule: messenger RNA, 6758 nt
Organism: Physeter macrocephalus (sperm whale)
Lineage: Eukaryota; Metazoa; Chordata; Mammalia; Artiodactyla; Physeteridae
Gene: FITM2
Product: fat storage inducing transmembrane protein 2
Exons: 2
Coding region: 2867-4045 (392 amino acids)
Biological process (GO): lipid storage; phospholipid biosynthetic process; lipid droplet organization
Cellular component (GO): endoplasmic reticulum membrane
Molecular function (GO): coenzyme A diphosphatase activity
Source: RefSeq, a predicted model, not a curated record
AUAAUUUGGAAAUGAUGGGUUUUAAAUAUUUAUUGUGCAUUUAAUUGUUCAUUUAUAUAAUGUGAUUUUUAAUACUGGCUUUAACAAUCAGCUGCAGAAGUCCGGAAAAUUUAACUAUCUGUUCUCGCCAUCCGUAUGAGUUCGCUCCAGCACACAGCUGGGCCCACAGCAUGAAUAUGUAUUUCUUCACAUGGGUUGAAGUUUUUAAAAAAGAAAAGAAAACUUUAGAGACCUACAAAUUUUCAGGUCUGGGUGUAGCUCAGUCUUCAAAAAUCUCCAGGGAUUAAGUUAUAGAGUUUCAAAUAGAACAAACCCGUUUCCUUUCUAGAGAAAUACAAAUCCUAAAACAUACAGGAGGUAUGUUUUUGCUGGUUCCUCUGGGUGAUGUUUAGAGUUUCUGUCACCUAGAGCCCUUUCCCCUUUUCUUCGCGGUGGAGGAUUAGCAUCUGAGUUUUCGUCAAGGGGGACCACUUAGCUAAUAAUGUCCAGUGUACCUCCGUUCUUUUUUAUUUAUUUAUAAAUUUAUUUAUUUAUUUAUAAAUUUAUUUAUUUAGGCUGCAUUGUGUCUUUGUUGCUGUGUGCGGGCUUUCUCCAGUUGCAGCGAGCAGGGGCUUUUUUUUUUUUUUUUUGCGAUACACGGGCCUCUCACUGUUGUGGCCUCUCCCAUUGCGGAGCACAGGCUCCGGACGUGCAGGCUCAGCGGCCAUGGCUCAAGGGCCUAGCUGCUCCAUGGCAUGUGGGAUCUUCCCGGACUGGGACACGAACCCGUGUCCCCCGCAUCGGCAGGCAGUCUCUCAACCACUGCGCCACCAGGGAAGCCCCCAAGCGGGGGCUACUCUUCAUUGAGGUGUGCAGGCUUCUCGUUGCAGUGGCUUCUCUUGUUGCAGAGCAUGGGCUCUAGGCGCGUGGGCUUCAGUAGUUGUGGCAUGCGGGCUCAGUAGUUGUGGCUCACGGGCUCUAGAGCUCAGGCUCAGUAGUUGUGGCGCAUGGACUUAGUUGCUCCACAGCAUGUGGCAUCUUCCCGGACCAGGGAUCGGACCCGUGUCCCCUGCAUUGGUAGGAAGAUUCUUUUUUUUUUUUUUUUUUUUUUCAGUACGCGGGCCUCUCCACUGUUGUGGCCUCUCCCGUUGCGGAGCACAGGCUCCGGACGCGCAGGCUCAGCGGCCAUGGCUCACAGGCCCAGCCACUCCACGGCAUGUGGGAUCUUCCCGGACCGGGGCACGAACCUGUGUCCCCUGCAUCGGCAGGCAGACUCUCAACCACUGUGCCACCAGGGAAGCCCGGUAGGCGGAUUCUUAACCACUGCACAACCUGGGAAGCCCUACCUCCCUGUUCUUAACCAUUAUGCAGCUUGCUAUGGAAAGUAACAAUAAUUCAGCACCUGACAAUCUUCAGGAGAUACAGAUGGUUUCAGAUACUAUUUACAAGCUGCCUUCACAGUUAACAUCUUGCCAGCUGUGUGGUUUUUGUCUCCAAUCAUGAAAAGGCAAAUUAAUAUAAUCAUCAGUACAUUUGCUUUUUUCAACCUAGCUUUUUGAAGACCCAGAGACGUCUUGCUAUGUAAAAACUAUGAUCAGAUAAAUGCAAUUUACCGAUAUGAAGAUCACCUUGAGACAGUUUUAAGGCAUUAAUACUUUUACUCCUAUUAGUUUAUUGAUUCUCUGCAUGAGAGAUUUUAAACAGCAUUGUAUUAUACGUGUAAAUCAGACCAGUGUUUCCCAAAGUGCAGUAGCUAUCCUUGGUUUAGGGACACGAGAUUAUUUUAGGCAGCUAGAGAUGAUGCCUAUUUCAAUAGAAAUGUUAUUUUUGUAAUAGAAAAAACAUAACUGGCACACAGAAUCUAUUAUUCCAUGGAUAUUUCUGCUUGGGAGGCUAUUGAAUAAGUAUUUCAGUUUUAAACGUGUGUUGUUUAAAGAAAAAUGUUAAGCAAAUAAUAGUAUUGGUGGUAUACGGACAUAGCAAAAACAGUUAAGGUGGAUGUAAUGGGUUGAAUGGUGACACCCCCCCCCCCAAAAAAAAAGAUAUGUCAAAGUCUUGAUCCCUGGUACUUAGAAAUGUGAACUUAUUUGGAAAUAGGGUCGUUGCACAUAUAAUUAAGGAUCUCAAGAUAAGAUUAUCCUGGAUUUAGAGUGGACCCUAAUCCAAUAACUAGGACAGAAGGAGAGAAGACACACAGAGACACAGAAGGGAGAAGCCCACAUGAAGACGGAGGCAAAGAUUGGAGUGAUGCAGCCACAAGCCAAGGAAUGCCAAGACUGCCAGCAGUCAUAGAAGCUAGGAGAGAGCUAUGGAAAGGGUCCUCCCUCAGAGCCUCCAGAAGGAACCAAUCCUGUCAGCAGCUUCAUUUCAGACUCUGGCCUCCAGAAUUGUCAGAGAAUAAAUUUCUGUUGGUUUAAGCCAACAUAUUUGUGGUAAUUUGUUAUGGCAGUACUAGGAAACUAAUACAGUGGCAAAGAAAUGCCACGAGGUUGGGAAACAAUUAGACACCCAGUCAUGACAGGGGAUGAGUGGGUUUAACUCUGUGAUAAACGAGUGACUAAGUCAUCAUGAGUGGGUUUAACUCUGUGAUAAACGAGUGACUAAGUCAUCAACGCCCUCAUCUGAUGGCCAUUAACCUCCAGCGUCCAGCAUUUUCUCUCAAUACCAAUCACAGUUGUUUUAAAAGUGAAAAUAAAGCUAAUAAUGUAAAAUGUAAAUCUAAUGGCUAUUUUAUGCAUUUAUUUUCUCAUGUCCGUAUGUCUGGACCACCAUAAUGAACUUCGAGUUCAUAAACUAACUUGGGAAAGGUUGAUCUCCUCUUGGCUCCCCAUGUUACAGAUGAGAAAACUAAGGCUCAGAUGGAGGAAGCAUCUCCAAGAGAGACUAAAUGAUGCUGGGACCACUGCUCCAAUUCCUACAGCGCUACGUUUAUUCUUCCCCACCUCCAGCAAAUAUUUCCACAAGCGCUUUUUCCUCCGACCAGAGCAAGGCACAGAGGAUGAGAUUCGAGCCCGUCUUACCUGGAGCAUGUUUCCCUGGCGGCGGGAUUUCGAGAAGGCAAGGAGGCAAGCGAGGAUUUUGGAAACAGGAGCGCUGCAGAGGCCGCCGGUGGCCAGGAGGGGGAGCGCGCGGGCUCCGGAGCGCUCACGCUCCUCGGGGGCGGGGCCUGCGAGCGGCGCGCGUGCGCUCAAAGGGAGGUGGUGGCGCCGGCCAAGACGAAGGGCGAGACGGUGGCCGAGAGGGCACGGGGAGGCUGACGGUGGCCGACAGGUCGGGCAUGGAGCAUCUGGAACGCUGCGCGUGGGCCCUCAGGGGGACGCUGGUGCGGGCGGCCGUACGGCGCUACCUGCCCUGGGCCCUGGUGGCCUCCAUGUUGGCGGGCUCCCUCCUCAAGGAGCUUUCCCCGCUGCCCGAGAGCUAUCUCAGCAACAAGCGCAACGUCCUCAACGUGUAUUUUGUCAAAGUGGCCUGGGCCUGGACCUUCUGUCUCCUCCUGCCUUUCAUCGCCCUCACCAACUACCACCUGAUGGGCAAGGCCAGCCUGGUCCUGCGGCGGCUGAGCACACUGCUUGUGGGCACGGCCGUCUGGUACGCGGGCACAGCCGUCUUCGCCAACAUCGAGCACUACACGGGCAGCUGCUACCAGUCGCCAGCCCUGGAGGGGGUGAGAAAGGAGCACCAGAGUAAGCAGCAGUGCCACGGGGAAGGAGGCUUUUGGCAUGGCUUUGACAUCUCAGGCCACUCCUUCCUGCUGACCUUCUGUGCCCUCAUGAUUGUGGAGGAGAUGGCUGUGCUGCACGAGGUGAGGACGGACCGAAGCCACUGGCUUCACGCGGCCAUCACCACCCUGGGGGUCGCCCUGGGCUUCCUGACCUUCAUCUGGGUGUGGAUGUUUCUAUGCACGGCCGUUUACUUUCACAACUUGUCCCAGAAAGUGUUUGGCACCCUGUUCGGUCUGCUGGGCUGGUACGGGACGUACCGGUGUUGGUAUCUGAAAUCCUUCUCUCCAGGACUUCCUCCCCAGAGCUCGAGUUUGAAUCUGAAGCAAGACAGUUACAAGAAAUAAGAGAGAAGCAAAAGGGAUGGCAGCAGGACAGUGGCUAAUAGAUUUUCCACUUGUUUUUCUUAGUUAUCGACUAAAUUAUUGAUCCCGCUUCCGCGAGGAAGCUUACCGGGCAGCGUGUGGGGCGGGGGAGGGGUGGAGUCUGGGGGGCGGGCGAGGUCAGGCCCCAGACUGUCCCUGGUGGCAUCGCCCUGUGUCACAAGCACUGCCACUCCCAGUCAGGCACUUUGCAUUCCUGGCAAGACUUGACCUUAAUCUGGAACAUCCCUUUUGGCCCUAGAGGGCCAAGCUCAGGCUCAGCGAGAGGGCGAGAUCGGGAAAGCCUCUGUUGUGUGGCUGAAGUGGGGCCGGGGCCUCAGGACUCUCCUCUGCUGCCAUCAGAUGCUCCCUGAUUCUUCCUGUCUUCUGUGCCAAUGGCUAUUAAUGCUGUUAUUUAACAGUACUUCCCUCUGGUCAGUUUUGCAGAAGCAUUUAUUUCCAGCAGGGUUCUUUAUAGAACACCCAACUGCCUGAAAGACACAUUCUGGUUGUAGUAUUUAUUUCGUCCGCGGAAUGUCAAAUAUUGCAAGUGGCUUGUGAUUAGCUACCAAAACAGUUAAACUGGAGUGCCUCUGCGACAGAGUAUUGUAUGAUUUUUAGGUAAUGAACAUUGAUAAUUUUCUGUCCAUGUUGUCUAUUAUAUAUUGGUUUUCGGAGCAAUAAGGUUACUUCCCCCCCCCCUUCUAUUGUGAGUGAAUGCUUUAUAGUUUUUGAUAACAAUCAUGGCAUUUGUUCUUUGUUGACAGAACUCCCAAAAAUAACUCACGACUCUGCACUUUGGCACGUGUGUAGAUUGCUUUGAGGGUUUUUUAGAACACUCUUGGCUUACGGUAUUAAAUUCAAGCUCACGGGACUCUUUGUUAAGAAUAAAACCGGAAAGCAGACGUUUUAAUAACCUGUUGAAUUUUAAGCUGAGUCAGGGUAAUUUUGCAAAAUGCAUAUUUGCACUGAACCUCCCCUGACCACACGUCAGUGGUGUAGACUGAAUGGUGCUUCAGAGUUGCGUGAUAAUAAGCCUUCUGUUCAUUGCUGUGGCCCAAGGCACUUUUACCCUUUUGGACAACGUUAUGAUAAGUCAGAAGUGGACGAAAAUAUCUUCCCUUGCUUCUGAUGGCAAGAAGCCAACCUGUUUGCAAAAAUGUCCCUGAUAAAUGGCGACUUGACUUGGGCCCACCCUCCUCUUACUUGGACCAGCACCAAAACCAGACCAAACAGGCCUCUUCAUCUGCCCUUGAACUCAAGCUUUUAUUUCCCCUUGGCAGCACUUCUCAAUUUCCAGCCUUAUCCUUGUGUGGCCCUCACCUUGGGAGUUCUAGGAAUGGUGAGAUGCCCUGUCCCCUCUGCCCCACAAAGGCACAGUUACCGCUCUGUGAUAAGAUACCCCUUCCCUCUCUCAGGGUGUCCCCUUAAGCCUUUCAAACCAAGCCCCUUGCAUUUUGGAUAAUCAUCCUGGAAGCUUCUUUGACGCCCCUCCCCCCCAGUCAAGCCUGGUAAUAGCAUUAACUGAUAAGCACUACACUUGCCUGGCUUAACUCAAGCUUAGGUUGGUAGGAGUUUGAGGUCUGGAAAAUCUUCAGUGUAAAAUGUAUUGCGUAUAAAUAUGUACUUAAAAUAUGUAGUUCAUGUCUCAUCUGGCCACAGGUUAACCUAUAUCGAUCAAAAUGUGGGGUGUGAUACGUUGUACCCAAAGGUGGCAGAAACACCUGACAGAUUUCGAAGGUGUCACCAUGGCGCUUUGGCAGCAUUGGCAAGCUAUGAUGGGCCCCGGGAGAAUUAUUUUGCCCUCUGGAGCUUACAUCUGAAAACGGGGGUGGUGGAAGUGGGGCUGGGGUAGGUGGCAGGGGCUUGCUGAAGGGAUUGACAUCUCUCCUACGUUUCAUGUUCAGCACCAAAAGGCAACAGGCACAAGGUGACGCCAGAAGUUCACUUGUCCCACUUACAUGUCCAGACAUUUCUCUCCUGCAGGUCUGAUUCAGGCUCAGCCUUACAUUGACUCCGUGGAAAGCGUCCAUUAUCGAAUCUUGUAUAUUGAUGAGUCUUCUGCCACUUCCUAUUCAGUCUUAGCACCUUUGCCUGUCUCUAGGAAACAUGCUCUCAAUCCCUGUGUGAGACAGCGUGGCAAGGCUGAAAGUUUAGGCAAAUGUGAGAUGUGGGUCCAAAUCGUGUCUGACCCUGGUCAAGCCUCAAUUUCCCCAUCUGUAAAAUGGAGGUGGUACUGUCAAGAUGAAGGGAAUAUGUAUGUAAAAUGCCCAGCACAUGUGCAUAGCAGGUGAUAAUCCUCCUGCCUCCUUUUUCUUGAUUAAGCCUUUAGAACUUUAUGGCUCCUCUGGAGAAGGCAGAGAAACUAAUAUGUUCUUUGGAGUACCAUUUGGGGUCUGGGUGUCCUGUUGAAGUAGCCUUGUAUUGUCUUUUGAAAAGUGUCUGUUCCCCAGGUGCUGAACAAGAGGCUUUUGAGGGCAUCUGUGAUCACAGAAUACCACCGUGCUUGGUUUGUCUCUCCGUGUUGAGGUUCAUUCACUGGCGCCUCAUUUUCCACAUGCAUCUGUCGUAGUCUGAGUACCAGAUUGUAUUUAGAGAAUGGCUCUUACCACUGUUAUGUACACACACAGAUCGUGUGUGUAAACAGGCAAAUUAAACUAGAGAUAAUGAAAUCCCACAUUCCUGCAUUUUGUGUGUU